AUGGCUUCUCGGAAUCAUCUCUUGAAAUGUUGCAUUCUCCUUGCUAUAAUGAUCAUCACGAUCGUGCAGGCUCAAACCAACAGGAAACUUCUUGACACUCAGGCCGAUAACAACACACCAAUAUCCUCUUAUUUCGAUGAUUCUCGUGAUCAAGCUUCUCUUCCUUCUUCUCACCGAUCACUUGGUGCCGAGUUUUACGAGAGAUCACCGCCUCCACCACCACCAAAGAAAGCUAGACAAGACGAGUCCCAAACCGGUAUCUAA
Messenger RNA from Microthlaspi erraticum, 264 nucleotides. Lineage: Eukaryota; Viridiplantae; Streptophyta; Magnoliopsida; Brassicales; Brassicaceae. The record is from the annotation of a GenBank genome assembly.